This is a messenger RNA of Hipposideros armiger (great roundleaf bat), 2452 nucleotides long. RefSeq names its product abhydrolase domain containing 4, N-acyl phospholipase B (gene ABHD4). The record is from RefSeq and is a predicted model, not a curated record. The transcript is spliced from 7 exons. Lineage: Eukaryota; Metazoa; Chordata; Mammalia; Chiroptera; Hipposideridae. Gene Ontology annotation, biological process: lipid homeostasis; phosphatidic acid biosynthetic process. Gene Ontology annotation, molecular function: lysophosphatidic acid acyltransferase activity; phosphatidylcholine lysophospholipase A1 activity. The coding region runs from base 157 to 1113 and encodes 318 amino acids. Gene Ontology annotation, cellular component: mitochondrion; lipid droplet.
UAAUCCUGUCUCUUUCUCUUUCUCUUUCUCUCUCUCUGGGCCAUGAUCGUGGGACUCUCUGUGGCUGUGGAACACUUUUAGACACCUUCCCGCCUUUCCUGUUUCAGGCCUCAAGGCUGGCUGAGUAGCUGGCUGCCCACUUGGCGCCCCACUUCGAUGUCUCAACUGAAGAAUGUGGAAGCCAGGAUCCUCCAGUGUCUGCAGAACAAGUUCCUGGCCCGAUAUGUGUCUCUCCCCAACCAGAACAAGAUCUGGACGGUGACCGUGAGCCCCGAGCUCAGGGACCGCACGCCCUUGGUGAUGGUGCAUGGCUUCGGUGGUGGCGUGGGCCUCUGGAUCCUCAACAUGGAUUCACUGAGUGCCCGCCGCACGCUGCACACCUUUGAUCUGCUUGGCUUUGGGCGAAGCUCAAGACCAGCAUUCCCGAGGGACCCCGAGGGGGCCGAGAAUGAGUUUGUGACCUCGAUAGAGACGUGGCGGGAGACCAUGGGGAUCCCCAGCAUGAUCCUCCUGGGGCACAGUUUGGGAGGAUUCCUGGCUACAUCUUAUUCUAUCAAGUACCCUGAAAGAGUUAAACACCUCAUCCUGGUGGACCCAUGGGGCUUUCCCCUCCGACCAACUGACCCCAGUGAGAUCCGUGCACCCCCAACCUGGUUCAAGGCUGUGGCCUCUGUCCUAGGGCGUUCUAAUCCACUGGCUGUUCUUCGAGUAGCUGGGCCUUGGGGGCCUGGCCUAGUGCAGCGAUUCCGACCAGACUUCAAGCGCAAGUUUGCAGACUUCUUUGAAGAUGAUACUAUAUCGGAGUAUAUCUACCACUGCAACGCACAGAAUCCCAGUGGUGAGACGGCGUUCAAAGCCAUGAUGGAGUCCUUUGGCUGGGCACGGCGCCCCAUGUUAGAGCGAAUUCACUUGAUUCGAAAAGAUGUGCCCAUCACCAUGAUCUAUGGGGCCAACACCUGGAUAGAUACCAGCACGGGAAAAAAGGUGAAGCUGCAACGGCCGGAUUCCUAUGUCCGAGAUAUGGAGAUUGAGGGUGCCUCACACCAUGUCUAUGCAGACCAGCCACACAUCUUCAAUGCUAUGGUGGAAGAGAUCUGUGACUCGGUUGAUUGAGUUGCUCUCACUAGAGGAAGAGGAGAAAGCCAGAGAUUCGCCUCCCUGUCUGCUUACUCACCCCUCUGUCCUUUCCUCACCAACUAACAUGUGCCACCAGGCAGAGUCUUGGGCUAUAAUAGGACAGGAACACAGCGAAGAGCACUCCAGCACACUUAGGGCUGGAGUCAGAAGCCACAAGAGGCCUUGAGCUCCCCAUCCCAGGGAAGAACACAAAGGGUUGCUUAGUGCCACUCCAUUCCCUCCAUGCCAAGUGUCACCCAGAUGGUGGUUGUAAAGGGCCUGCACCCAGCCAUGUUCCCUCCCUGCAAAAGGGAGAGCGGCGUCUCUUCCCCUGGACAAAGGAGAGGCUCCCAGCCUUUCCCUGCUCUGGAAUGUUGGUGGGGGGUAGGUUUCAUGCAAUAGCAUUUUCCUCCUCCAUUCAGCCCUUGGCCUCCAUCCCAUGCCAGUGUCCAGGGUCUGGUUGGGACCGGUUCCCACUUAACUACCAAGAGCAGGUCCUGGCACUCCCUUGUUCUGCAGAGUCCCUCCCAUGAUCUGAGAGGUCAUAUCCAAAGGCCUCAUUAACGGAUGAGGAGCAGGACAUGGCUGGCCCAUGGUGAUAUAGCUCUUUUCCAGAAGACUCAGGCCAGAACCCAGGUCUGUUGACACCCAGUGCUCAUUGCAGACUCCUUUUGCUAAGGUUCGAGGCAGGCACUAUUGCCAUGGGAUAACUGGCCAAGGAUAAGCCCAUCCCUGCCACACAUUCCAGCCCCAUUGCACAGGGGUGCUGUUGUCCUGCCCUGUGUCUGAGCCCUGGCUGCCUAAGCUGGGGACACUCAGGUGCUUUCUUCCAUUCCCCUCCUUUGUGCCUUGGGCCCUGAAGCCCCGCUUGUAGUAUAGAGCAGAGGUGGCCUCUGGUGGAGAGAGAAGGGAAAGGCCCUUCAACUCAGGGCCAAGUCUGGAUUCCAGUCCCUGGCAAGGUUUCUCUACCUGCCCCCAGGGCUAGGGCCACUCGGAGCCCCUGCUCAUGGUCCAGUAGGGAGCCUCAUGCCAGCAGUUUUCUGUCCUCAUCAGCCACAGGAUGGUUCUCACUGCCUGGCCCUCUGUCCCUGCCAUCUGUCUCCAGUUCAUCCACCCAACCUACCUGUCGCCCUUUCCCAGGGGCUGGGUCCAGGUACUGCUGUGAGGUUUGGGGCAGUAGGCCGGGCCUGGCCCCAGAACCAGGGCAGCUUCUGCCUGUCCUUCACUUUUGUAAAGCCAACCCUUUCACCAGAAUAUUAACUCCUGGUGCUUUGUACUACUGGUCCAGCUAUCUUGGGCUCCUUUUCUACAUUAAUAAAGAAAUGAGUAAAAACUG